Molecule: messenger RNA, 732 nt
Organism: Cooperia oncophora
Lineage: Eukaryota; Metazoa; Nematoda; Chromadorea; Rhabditida; Trichostrongylidae
Source: the annotation of a GenBank genome assembly
AUGGUAGGCGAGAAUCCGCUCACGUCGAACGAUUGCAUGGAGCGGUUGCACGACUGCACGUCUUCAGAAGAAAUAGCUGUGCGCUCUAGCAUAAUGCAGGACGCUAAAGAGACGAAGAAUAAUACUUACAUUCAUGAGGUUGACGAUGAUGACGAGCCGUUCUACGAUGCUGAAGAUGCCUUCUCAUCUCACAAAGCAUCGUAUGAGCGCAUUCUGCCAACAACGGAUGGCAGAGACUCUGCUGACUCUUUGCCGGUCAACUGCUACCACCGAAGGGGUGCCGCUAGUUGCACCAGUGAGGAAUUCUUCGAGGUCUCUUCGGUGAUACCUACUGUUCAUCGGGAGAAAAGCUUCAGCUGUGGUAGUCUGAUGGAUGAUGGAAUAUCGGAUCUGCAUUUUGGACGACCAAUCGGCUCAGCUCUUGAGCUCCGGUUUUGUAGUCGAUUGACCUACAGUCUAGCGGAUGAUCAGGUUGAAGAACAGGAAUGCUCUAGGGGAACGUUCAGAGAGAAAAUGGUGUUGGAUUUGAAACAAGGAAGCCACUGCAUAACUCCUCUCUGGUUAAAAGGCAGAAAAACCGUGCGUGAUUCAUCGAUUCCUACAUGGAGAGGGUUCAGGAAGGGGAUGUUCGCAAGAUCUACCCAAAAUACUAUUUGCCGGCCGAAAACAGUGGAACAGCGUCAACUGAGCGCCUGUAAGUUUUUUGAAUAUUUUUUCAUGUUUUCAUCCUAG